AUGCACCCAGCUCUCGCCUCACAUCUCCUCAGUGAGGCUAUGGAUCGUUUAAAUGCCCUCCAAGACGAUAUUGACGAAUCACCAGAUGAAGAACAACCCAAUGAUGAUGAACUUGAUGAUGAAGACAAUGGAGACAUAGCUCCGCCUAUGUUUACUCGCCGUGUCUUUCUGCUUAAGCUACUUCCGUCUGUUGUUUCCCGGCUUCGUCUGGCUUUGUUUCCUGGCUUCGCCAGUCUUUGUUUCCUGCCUUUAUCCGUCUUUGUCUGCUGGGCCUGA
Messenger RNA from Melampsora larici-populina 98AG31, 276 nucleotides. RefSeq lists its product as uncharacterized. The record is from RefSeq and is a predicted model, not a curated record. The transcript is spliced from 3 exons. Bases 1 to 276 code for a protein of 91 amino acids. Lineage: Eukaryota; Fungi; Basidiomycota; Pucciniomycetes; Pucciniales; Melampsoraceae.